This is a messenger RNA of Nicotiana tabacum (common tobacco), 1893 nucleotides long. Its product is annotated as cytochrome P450 716B1. Gene Ontology annotation, molecular function: oxidoreductase activity, acting on paired donors, with incorporation or reduction of molecular oxygen; iron ion binding; monooxygenase activity. Gene Ontology annotation, biological process: sterol metabolic process. The record is from RefSeq and is a predicted model, not a curated record. Lineage: Eukaryota; Viridiplantae; Streptophyta; Magnoliopsida; Solanales; Solanaceae.
AAAAAUUACUCCCACGUUUUACGAAAAAAAAUUCUUUCUGGACAUUGAGAAGACACCAUCCACAAAAAGAAAGUAUAGUUUGAUAUCUCUAAAUAAGGCAUAUUUUUGUCUCAAGAUACCAAUGGAGCUAAGAUACCUUUCCAGAAACCAACAAAGUCAACUACACAGAAACAUUAUAAAUCUCUGAAAUUUGCAGUAUAAAUUCUUUGCCUCUAAGCUCAUUUGCUUUUUAUCUCAAUAAUGAACAUUACCUUAAUUCUUCUCCUAUUUCUUGUCCCAAUCUUCCUCCUCUUCGUUCGGAAGAGAAGAACAUCGAAAAGAGUUCCACCAGGAUCACUUGGAUUACCAAUCAUCGGUCAAAGCCUUGGCUUGCUAAGGGCAAUGAGAGCGAAUACAGCAGAGAAAUGGCUUGAGGAAAAAGUCCAAAAAUAUGGCCCUAUCUCAAAAUUAAGCCUCUUUGGCAAACCCACUGUAUUCAUUUAUGGACAGGCUGCUAACAAGUUUCUAUUCACUAGUGAUGGCACUGUCCUCAGUAAUGCACAAACACAAUCAAUCAAGAUGAUUCUAGGAGAUCGCUGCCUUUUAGAACUCAACGGUGAAGAUCAUAAGCGCGUUAGAGCUGCUCUUGUAUCAUUCUUGAAGCCAGAAAGUCUGAAGCUUUAUGUUGGAAAGAUGGAAGAAGAAGUCAGAAUUCAUCUUCAGAAGCACUGGAAAGACAACCAAAUAGUUAAGGUCUUACCUUUGAUGAAGACACUCACCUUCGACAUUGUUUGCUCUCUCCUUUUCGGGCUUGAAUGUGGAACACGAAGAGACCAAAUGGUUCACUGCUUCGAGCGGAUGAUGGAAGGAAUGUGGUCAAUCCCUAUAAACUUGCCAUUUACACGCUUCAACCGCAGCCUCAAGGCAAGCACAGAUCUCCGGAAAAUGCUGCAGCAGAUUCUAUGUGAGAAGCGCUAUGCGUUUGAGCACAAUUCAGCUUCAUCCCACCAGGACCUCAUCACCUGUUUGCUCAGCAUCCGCGGAGAGAACAACAAAGAACUUUUAUCUGAAAAAGAGAUGAUUCACAAUAUCACACUAAUUAUGGCUGCUGGACAUGACACUUCAUCCAUCUUGAUAACCUUUAUGAUAAGAGUUUUAGCUAAUCAUCCCAACAUCUAUGCCUCUGUCCUUAAAGAACAAGAAGAGAUUGCACAAAGUAAGUUACCAGGAGAGUCCCUAACUUGGGAAGACCUCGGCAAGAUGAAGUAUACCUGGAGAGUGGCAAUGGAGACACUCCGAAUGGUUCCUCCGGUUUUUGGAGGUUUCAGGCAGGCUGUAAAGGACAUUGAGUACGGAGGCUACCUCAUUCCUAAAGGAUGGCAAAUAUUCUGGGUAACAGCAAAGACACACAUGGAUAGCAGCAUUUUCCAAGAACCAGAGAAAUUUGAUCCAGCGCACUUUGAGAACCAAGCAACGUUGCCCCCUUACAACUAUAUUGCAUUCGGAGGGGGAGCCCGUGUAUGUCCUGGUUACGAGUUUGCAAAGAUUGAAACUUUGGUAACAAUCCAUUACUUAGUAAGGCAUUUCACAUGGAAACUAUGCUGUAUAGAGGAUACCUUCAGCAGGGAUCCAAUGCCAACACCAAAUCAAGGUCUUCCCAUCCAAAUAAUUCCCAAGAAACCUCUCUAAUUCAAUGAAUUAAUCCUUGGCUUGGAGCUGUACAACUUUAGAAUAGAAAGUUGAAGGCUAAAAUUUGGACGUGAAAGAUUAAUGAAGUUGUAAUUGACAUAAAACUUCAUCCUUUCUCCUUAUUCCAAUGUAUUCUGCAUUUGGGUAAUUUAUUUGAAAAAUGUUUUGGGGUUAGAGAACUUUACCAUGGAAAAAUAAGUGCGGAUCUCUAAAGUUUUGCAGGCA